Dioscorea cayenensis subsp. rotundata (Guinea yam) is the source of this 2096-nucleotide messenger RNA. RefSeq names its product transcription termination factor MTERF4, chloroplastic. Bases 43 to 1509 code for a protein of 488 amino acids. Gene Ontology annotation, molecular function: double-stranded DNA binding. Gene Ontology annotation, biological process: regulation of DNA-templated transcription. The transcript has 2 exons. Lineage: Eukaryota; Viridiplantae; Streptophyta; Magnoliopsida; Dioscoreales; Dioscoreaceae. The record is from RefSeq and is a predicted model, not a curated record.
UCCGUCCUCUUCCUCCGAUUCUAGGGUUUGGUUUCCUCCCAAAUGCUCCAUCUUCUCCGUCGAAACCUUCGAUUCCGCAUCCCAAUCCGCAUCUCUCAAACCCUAACCCCAAUCCCAUUCCAUCUCAAUGCUUCCCGCUUCUCCUCCAAAUCGCCGGCGAAGCCGCCGGAGUACGAGAUGCCGUCAGUGACCUGGGGCGUCAUCCAGGGCCGCAAGGAGCGCCUUGUCUCCAGGGUUAUCAUCUCUGAUUAUCUCAAGUCCAUCGGCAUCGUCCCCGAUGAGCUCGAGCCCCUUGAGCUCCCCUCCACCGUUGACGUCAUGCGCGAGCGCGUCGAGUUCCUCCACCGCCUCGGCCUUACUGUGGAUGACCUCAACGCCUACCCCCUGGUCCUCGCCUGCAGCGUCCGCAAAAACAUUAUCCCUGUCCUUGGAUACCUUGAGAAGCUCGGCAUCCCUCGAUCCAAGCUCGGCGAGUUCGUUCGGAACUAUCCCCAGGUACUCCACUCCAGCGUCGUCGUUGAGCUCGUCCCUGUCGUCAAGUUCCUUCGCGGGCUCGAUGUUGAGCGCCAUGACAUCCCUUAUGUUCUUCAGAAGUACCCAGAGCUUCUCGGUUUCAAGCUUGAAGGAACAAUGAGCACAUCUGUUGCGUAUCUCGUCAGCAUCGGCGUUUCUCCGCGGGACAUUGGCCCGAUGGUGACUCAGUUCCCGUACUUCUUGGGCAUGCGUGUUGGCACAAAGAUCAAACCUUUGGUGGACUUCUUGCUUUCACUUGGCAUUCCCAAGAAGAUCUUGGCCAAGGUUCUAGAGAAAAGGACCUACAUUUUGGGCUAUGAUCUGCAGGAGACUGUGAAGCCGAAUGUGGAGGCAUUACUUAGUUUUGGUGUUCGCAGUGAGAGGCUUCCCUCGGUGAUUGUUCAGUACCCACAAAUUCUCGGUCUCCCUCUCAAGGCCAAGCUGUCAUCUCAGCAGUAUUUCUUCAACUUGAAGCUCAGGAUUGAUCCUGAUGGAUUCGCCCGAGCUCUGGAGAGGAUGCCUCAGAUUGUUAGUCUCAACCAGAGUAUUAUCAUGAAGCCCAUUGAGUUUUUGUGGGCUCGUGGGUUCUCCACUGAGGAUGUUGCCAAAAUGUUUGUGAAAUGCCCACAAUUGGCUGCGGUUAGAGUAGAGCUCAUGAAGAAUAGUUUCUAUUUCUGUAAAAGUGAGAUGAAACGUCCGAUGGAGGAGCUGGUGGAAUUCCCAGAAUAUUUUACAUAUAGUUUGGAGUCGAGGAUUAAGCCAAGGUAUCGGGUGCUUGCUAGCAAGGGGAUUAAGUGUAGCUUGGGGUGGUUCUUGAAUUGUAGUGACCAGCGGUUUGAGGAGAGGAUGAAAGCUGAAUAUAUUGAUGCAGACACUCCUGGACCUUCUUUUGCUAUGGGAGGGAAAUUGGAGAUGCCCGGAAAUGAGUUGGUUUCAGAAGAUGAGGAUGAGGACAGUGAUGGUGAAGUGCUUUACCGGCGGACUGUUUCACUAUAGUAUAUGUUUUUUAUACGGAUCAGGUUAACUUUUGCUGGCGAUAAGAAUACCCUAAAUAUUUAAGUUACGAUUGAUAUUAUAGUCUGAUCGCCUGGUCUAUUUGUAUGGCAAUGCUGCACACCUUACUUUUUCUGGCAUGGGAAAGGCAUGACUAGUCUCUCAUUUUCAGAUCUCAUGCUCAGAGCAAUCAUUGUUGGAAUAAUUGGUAAAGUGAUGGACCGGAUUGCUGGAUGCUUGUUCAGUGCCCCUUCUUCUGUGGACACUUCAAGUUACAUGGAAGGAGUCAUGGGUAAAGGUGAGAAAGAAAAUAAUGGUAAAAAAAAUGGCCGAGGUGCACUGCAGAGUUCAUGCUGGAUAAGGAGAAGCCUUAGAUUAGAGGUCACCGUCUUUCAAAUUUUCUCUUUUCUUUAUAGACCUUUCAUUUCAUUAAUUUGACACAAGCUGCAUGGAUGUGAAUUUGCCGUGACUAGCGCAAGCAUCAUCAUUUCUGUAGCGUAUACGAACUCAUUUGGGAGAGUAAUAACCCAGAUCUUGUUCAGUAUGUUGUCAACCCUAUGAUUUUCCCUGACUUUUUCACAUUUCAGUCA